UUUUAUUUAUAACUUUAAUUCACCAUUAAUAAGUUUUAUAAUAAAAUACAAUUAAUUCACAAUUAGAAAUUUUUGUGAUUAUGGUCAAUUCAUUAUUAAUGAACGUUAUAAUAAUAUUAAUAAAAAUAAAAUCAAAUGCGUGGCUAAGCCCCAAAAAUUAGAAAACCGUGUUCCAAAUUUGACCAACGGCACCGACCCAAACAACACUAUCCAAUAAGUCAAUAUCCCUUCCCUUCUUCCAGCCAUCAUUUCCAAGAUUUCAAUUCUUUCUUCCCCAAACAGAAUUUUCCAAAAUCUCCCAAAUCCGCAGAAGAAGAAGAAUUCCGGCAUGGACAGGGAGCAGGAAGAAAUCCAAUUCCUAGGGUUCUUCGGAAUCCUGCAGGAAUCGUGCAACAUAGUGGCGUCGUGGAAGAAGAUCUUCGCCCAAAUCACGGUAGCCCUAAUCAUCCCCCUCUCCUUCAUCUACCUCGCGCACAUCGAGAUCUCGGAGCUCCUCUUCACCAAGAUCAUGCACAACGAAUUCAUCCUCGACCAGACCCCGGAGGGCACCGGCGCCUACGACCGCCUCAGCGCCCUCCUCUCCUCCGAGCUCACCACCUUCUUCCUCUUCAAGAUCGGCUACUUCAUCUUCUUCAUCGUCCUCGCCCUCCUCUCCACCUCCGCCGUCGUCUACACCGUCGCCUGCAUCUACACCGCGCGCGACCUCUCCCUCCGCACCAUCGUCAGCGUCGUCCCCAUCGUCUGGCGCCGCCUCAUCGUCACCUUCAUCUGGAACUUCGUCAUCGUCUUCGCCUACAACGUCGCCUCCCUCGUCGUCCUCGUCGUCGGCGCCGUCGUCCUCGGCCAGAUCCCGAUCCUCGGCCCGGCCUUCCUCAUCGCCGGCGCCGCGGCGUACCUGGUCGGCUUCCUGUACAUCACCAUCAUCUGGCACGUGGCGACGGUGGUGUCGGUGCUGGAGGAGAGCUACGGGCUGAACGCGAUGACGAAGAGCCAGGAUCUGAUCAAGGGGAAGAUGGGGGUGGCCUUCGCCGUGUUCAUGGUGAUCGGGGUGUGCUUCUUCGCGAUCCAGCUGAUGUUCGAGGUGCUGGUGGUGCAGGGCGACGGCGGCGCCGGGGAUCGGAUCGGGUACGGCGUCGUCUGCCUCGUGCUGCUGUCGGUGGUGAUGCUGUUUGGGCUGAUCGCGCAGACGAUCAUCUACUUGGUGUGCAAGUCGUAUCACCAUCAGAACAUCGACAAGUCGCUGCUGGCGGAUCAUCUCGGCGGAUAUCUCGGGGAGUAUGUGCCGCUCAAGGCCAGGGAUGUGCAGCUUCACCACUUUGAGAUUUGAUCAUGCUUUGAUAAUUGAUGCUUCGAUUCGAUUUCUUGCAUAUAAUAUACAUACGUAUAUUCACAGACUAAUUUUUCUACAUUUUUCUUGUGUGUUUCUCUGCCAAGAAAUUCAUCAGCUUAGCUUAGGAUAGGUGUAAAAUUUGUUGUCUAGUUCAAUAAUUAGUGUUGCAUUUAUUCGUGUACAGUUAUGCCUGUGAUUAUCAAUCAUCAUCCCAUUCAAUUCAA
Salvia miltiorrhiza (redroot sage) is the source of this 1554-nucleotide messenger RNA. RefSeq lists its product as uncharacterized. The transcript has a single exon. Bases 329 to 1327 code for a protein of 332 amino acids. Lineage: Eukaryota; Viridiplantae; Streptophyta; Magnoliopsida; Lamiales; Lamiaceae. The record is from RefSeq and is a predicted model, not a curated record.